Paraphaeosphaeria sporulosa is the source of this 428-nucleotide messenger RNA. RefSeq lists its product as uncharacterized. Lineage: Eukaryota; Fungi; Ascomycota; Dothideomycetes; Pleosporales; Didymosphaeriaceae. The record is from RefSeq and is a predicted model, not a curated record. The transcript has a single exon. The annotation marks the transcript as partial.
CCUUCAUGUAUUAACUGUUGCCAACACUAGGUGUCCACCUAAAGAUCCUCCUUACCCCUACCUGCACUGCGCCUCCGAGAGUAAUUUCCUAGUCAUCGGCUUUCUUGUUACCUGUUAUGGGCUAGAUGCUCGAGGAGCCAAGAUAGCCAGAAUGAAUAUUUAUGAAUUCACGAAGAGUCGAAGUCAAGCUUCUGCUACCGAAGUUAUAUAUCUGCCCCCCGAAGCUAACAUCGGGUCCGAGGUCCCAGCCGGUCCUGGGUCGAGCCAAGACCUCCAGGGCGUAGCCCAUCACAUACCCCCCUACUCCGCCCUUCCAGGGGUUGUUUCUACAGUGAGCGCAAGAUCCGCCCUGUCGCGGACUUGCGCAGGCUUGUCCAUUCGGGCUUCUAGGUUCGCUCUCUUGCCCUGGGGUUGUGGUCUGUCGCGGG